Phasianus colchicus (ring-necked pheasant) is the source of this 2788-nucleotide messenger RNA. RefSeq names its product hyaluronan synthase 2 (gene HAS2). The record is from RefSeq and is a predicted model, not a curated record. Gene Ontology annotation, molecular function: hyaluronan synthase activity. Lineage: Eukaryota; Metazoa; Chordata; Aves; Galliformes; Phasianidae. Gene Ontology annotation, cellular component: plasma membrane. Gene Ontology annotation, biological process: hyaluronan biosynthetic process; extracellular matrix assembly; polysaccharide biosynthetic process.
UUCCCCCGCAGGAGCGGCCCCGCGGCGGCGGGAGGAGCCGCGCAGCCCCUGCCCGGCCCCGGGAGCUCCGAGGGCUCCUCGGCCACGUCGGCGGCGGCCUUUCACUGCACCUGUCCGAGCUGCAGCCUGGAGCUGAGGCCGACAACCAGCUCUCGUUGCUAGGAACCUUAAUGCGCUUCAUUCGAUGCCUUAGUAUCUUGGCAAAGACGCACAGAGGGCUGAAAGGGAGCUUAAGGGAGGGCCCACCGUACUACACCAUUCCUGGCAGGCUUUAUGAAUCUGUUCUUUAGGGCUGGUUGAGACUCCACAUCUCACAAGGCAUUAGCAUUCAUCCGCUCUUAGUCGCCAUAGACCUCACGGUCUCCUCAUGGGUUGUCUUUCCAUAGGUUCUCACCCACUUCUCCAGCACCGGUGUUGUCACCAUGUCAAUCCAGGGCUGUAUUCCAUUCUAGUAAAUCUCAUCCUACACGCAAGGGCAACAACGCUUGGGUAAAAGUUUUUCCAGCAGAAAGAGCAGCUGUGCCGGGUUCAGUGGAGCUCCCCAUGCCGGCUGUGCUACCAGCAAAUUCAGCUGGUCAUGUCUAUGAUGUAUUGUGAGAGGUUUAUAUGUAUCCUGAGAAUACUUGGAACUACACUUUUUGGAGUGUCCCUCCUGCUGGGAAUCACCGCUGCUUACAUUGUGGGCUACCAGUUUAUCCAAACAGACAAUUACUACUUCUCCUUUGGACUCUAUGGUGCUAUCCUGGCAUCACAUCUCAUCAUCCAAAGCCUGUUUGCCUACCUAGAGCACAGGAAAAUGAAGCGGUCGCUAGAGACUCCAAUCAAGCUGAACAAAACUGUUGCCCUUUGUAUUGCUGCGUAUCAAGAGGAUCCUGACUACUUAAGAAAAUGUUUACUUUCUGUGAAAAGAUUGACCUACCCUGGAAUUAAAGUUGUUAUGGUCAUUGAUGGGAACUCGGAAGACGACGUUUACAUGAUGGACAUUUUUACUGAAAUCAUGGGUAGGGACAAAUCUGCCACUUAUAUCUGGAGUAACAACUUCCAUGACAAAGGUCCAGGUGAGACGGAGGAGUCUCACAGAGAGAGCAUGCAGCACGUAUCUCAGCUGGUCCUGUCCAACAAAAGUGUUUGCAUCAUGCAGAAAUGGGGUGGAAAAAGAGAAGUAAUGUACACAGCAUUCAAAGCACUGGGGAGAAGCGUGGAUUAUGUACAGGUCUGUGAUUCAGACACAAUGCUCGAUCCAGCUUCAUCAGUGGAGAUGGUAAAGGUCUUAGAAGAAGAUCCAAUGGUUGGAGGAGUUGGAGGCGAUGUGCAGAUUUUGAACAAGUAUGAUUCCUGGAUCUCCUUUCUGAGCAGCGUGAGAUACUGGAUGGCAUUUAACAUAGAAAGAGCCUGCCAGUCCUAUUUUGGCUGCGUGCAGUGCAUCAGCGGACCUCUGGGAAUGUACAGAAACUCUUUACUCCAUGAAUUUGUGGAAGAUUGGUACAAUCAAGAAUUUAUGGGCUCCCAGUGCAGCUUUGGAGAUGACAGGCAUCUAACUAACCGAGUACUAAGUCUGGGCUAUGCAACAAAAUACACAGCUAGAUCCAAGUGCCUUACCGAAACACCAAUAGAGUAUCUCAGGUGGCUGAAUCAGCAGACCCGCUGGAGUAAAUCAUAUUUUAGAGAGUGGCUUUAUAAUGCAAUGUGGUUCCACAAGCACCAUUUGUGGAUGACCUAUGAAGCUGUAAUCACUGGAUUCUUUCCUUUCUUCCUUAUCGCUACAGUCAUUCAGCUCUUCUACAGGGGAAAAAUCUGGAACAUCCUCCUUUUCUUGUUGACAGUUCAGUUAGUGGGCCUGAUAAAGUCUUCCUUUGCCAGCUUCCUUAGGGGCAACAUUGUCAUGGUUUUCAUGUCACUCUACUCAGUGUUGUAUAUGUCAAGUUUACUGCCAGCAAAGAUGUUUGCAAUUGCCACGAUAAACAAAGCAGGGUGGGGCACAUCAGGAAGAAAAACCAUUGUAGUUAAUUUUAUAGGACUCAUUCCAGUCUCCAUUUGGUUUACAAUCCUCCUAGGUGGCGUAAUUUUCACUAUCUACAAGGAAUCAAAAAAGCCAUUCUCUGAGUCAAAAACAACAGUUCUCGUCAUUGGUACAAUCCUCUAUGCAUGUUACUGGGUUCUUCUAUUGACUUUGUACUUGGUUCUUAUCACCAAAUGUGGCAGGCGGAAGAAAGAGCAACACUAUGACAUGGUGCUAGACGUAUGAUGUUUCUGUGGGAAGUUACCCAGAGAGUUCUAGAGCAACCCAAGAACCUUGUAGUAUCUGUGGCAUGGGACGAAUGUUGCCAAGGGAAAUGGAUCACUGCUGCUGGGAAUAGGACAUUUAUAUUCCUCUGGGUUCAUUUUCAUCCUGCCAAAGUAAGAAAAUCAAAAACAAUAGAAAAUGAUUUUUUUUUUUCCAAGGGGGAAGAAUCAAACCACACCGUUUCAACCUGUUCGCAUGAAAAUGGGAGAACUUCUUUGUUUAUGCACUUUUUGAUUGUGCAUACGCCUGACAGUGUUACGUUCUAUAUACCUCACUGGUCAUGCUUAUGUGUGGACAGGAAGAAAAGGAGUUCGGAGAAUCAAGAAAAGGAAUCUUACAGCCCCUUGCAACCUAAUUUAUGAACUGCUCUUUUUUAUAGUUCUUUUUAUAGGAAGGGUCUUUUGUGUUAGGCUGCCAAAUGUAAUGCCAAAGGUAAAUUUUAAGAGGCCAUUGGCUGAGCUGUAUUUUUAUAUUAUUGUAUUAUUUGUGUGUGUGUAUUUUUAA